This is a messenger RNA of Rotaria sp. Silwood2, 261 nucleotides long. Lineage: Eukaryota; Metazoa; Rotifera; Eurotatoria; Philodinida; Philodinidae. The record is from the annotation of a GenBank genome assembly.
AUGGGAACAUCACGUCCAGCACUUUAUCAUGUGCUCCAUGAUGAAAAUGGAUUUAGCAGUAAUGAUAUCCAACAAUUAACAUACUGGGAAAUAAUAAAUAGUAUUAUUUUUAUUAAGCUCUGUCAUACAGAUGUUCGAUGUUCGAAAUCAGUUUCCAUUUCGGCUCCAGUACAUUAUGCUCAUUUAGCUGCGUAUGCUUCCCAUGCUUACGAUUUCGAUCAUGAUAAUGAGAAAAUUCUGAAAAAAUAUAAACACUUAUAG